Molecule: messenger RNA, 367 nt
Organism: Prorocentrum cordatum
Lineage: Eukaryota; Dinophyceae; Prorocentrales; Prorocentraceae
Source: the annotation of a GenBank genome assembly
GGAUAAGGACGCUGAGAAGGAGCGGAGGCGACAGGAAGCGAGGGAGAAGGCCGAGCAGGCCAAGAAGGAGACGCAGGAGAAAAACCUGGCGCUGAAGUGGAUCGGCACCGCAACGAGGCUCGAGACAGAGCUGGACGGGUACCUCGAGCAUGAGAAGGCGGACAAGGUGCCGUCAUGGGCUGUGAAGAACGCGAAGGCGGCGAGGAAGUCUGUGGCAGUCAUGAAGGCGGUGGCGCAGAAGCGCGUGCACAGCGGCGUGGCGUUGACGAUCACGCAGGACGAGGCCAUCAGCAUCCAGAAGGAUGCGAGCUCGGCGGCGAGGGCCAUCGCGGGGAUGCUCAAGGAGGCGCAGAAGCACAGCACCUGA